Papaver somniferum (opium poppy) is the source of this 867-nucleotide messenger RNA. RefSeq names its product glutamic acid-rich protein-like. The coding region runs from base 1 to 867 and encodes 288 amino acids. NCBI's taxonomy places the organism in Eukaryota, Viridiplantae, Streptophyta, Magnoliopsida, Ranunculales, Papaveraceae. The record is from RefSeq and is a predicted model, not a curated record. The transcript is spliced from 3 exons.
AUGCACCUCCAGGUUAUGAGAAUAUCGCUGCUGAAGCUGUGGAGGAAACCUAAGACUCCAGAUGCUGUCGAAACCGAGUCAAGAACAGAAGAGAUUUUUGCACCUCCGAGUUAUGAGAAUAUCGCUGCUAAAGCCGUGGAGGACACUGAGACUCCAUUUUUUGUCGAAACCGAGCCAAGAACAGAAGAGACUGUCCCAGAAGAGGAUGCUGCAAUGACAAUAGAGGUUUCUCAAGGUGUAGCACCUCCAUGCAAUUAUAUCAUCAAUGGUCACCAAUACAAGAUGAGUUAUUUCUUAGCCGAUGGUAUCUAUCCAAAGUUGACUACAAUUGUACAAGCUUUAAGUCAGAUAUUGGAGGUUCCAGAAAUUGUAAGAACCAAAAAGUAUCAGAUGGUUAAAAGAAAGGAUGUAGAGCGUGCCUUAGGUGCGCUUCAAGAGACGACAGAUAAUCAUCGUUUUUUUAUGUCAAGUCUAAAAAGCCUUGAAAUGCACCUUCAAUUAAAAACUGAUUUUAUGACGCACAUUGUUGUGUAUCCUCGUAGAGGAGACCAAGCACAACCGGGAGCCCAGACAGUAGACUCGUCUAGUUUAGAGUGUUCAGAUAAGGAAUACGUAGUACUUCCAUCAUCAGGUGGAGAACAUGAAGAUACAAGCUUAGAUGAAGAAGUUGUUCAUGGUCAAAACGAGGAUGGUGUAUUUGAUUAUUAUAGAGAAUACAAUGACGAAAUUCCAGAUGACUUUGAGCAUGCAAGAGAACAUGCUUUUGAAAAUGGAUAUGAACAUGAUGGAGAUGAAGAUGAUGAUGAUGAUGAUGAGGAUGACGAUGAGAAUGAUGAGUACGAUGACGAAGAUGAGGAGGAUGAAUGA